Molecule: messenger RNA, 1518 nt
Organism: Penicillium subrubescens
Lineage: Eukaryota; Fungi; Ascomycota; Eurotiomycetes; Eurotiales; Aspergillaceae
Exons: 5
Coding region: 1-1518 (505 amino acids)
Biological process (GO): arachidonate metabolic process
Cellular component (GO): membrane
Source: RefSeq, a predicted model, not a curated record
AUGGCAUUUAGAAGGCAGUUCUGGCCCGGUCAAGAGCUUUUGAAGCGCAACGGUCUAACAAAGUGGCUCAAGGCUAUUCCAGGCAAUAUCGACCUUGAAAAGUUUGUGGCGCCGAUCUUUGCAAGAAUGUUCCUCGAAGACAGAACCAUUUUACCACAAGGAUUUUCGAACGCCGAGCUCUUUGCAGCUAUCUAUGGGCCACUAUGUAGAGACGCAUGGCGUCUCGCUGCCCAGCGUGAGGACUGGGCCCCUCGCCGGUCCCUGCAACGUUUUCUCGAUGCGGUGGCGCUGAGGAUGACCAGCUAUAAUUCAACGUUAGAAGGUGACGCCCAAAACGGCCUCCGUGAAGCUGGGGUGAGAGCCUUGUGUCCCUUGUGUCCCUGGGAUAUGGCGCCUUUUAUCUACUUUCCGUGUGGCCAUGGGAUUUGUGAGCGGGAUGCAUGGCGCUUCUCGGGAGCUGCCAUUAAUCACUCGUACUGCUCAACUUUGGCUCACUUCCGGGUCUGCCCUGUUUGUGGAGCUCCAGCUAAUCUCAAGAAGCGUCUACGUGCGUUACAGGCUGGAUUUCGGGUGGCAACAAUCGACGGCGGCGGAACAUAUGGGUUCGUGCCACUCGUUGCCUUCCGCGAAAUUGAAAUUGAAGGCCUUCCCAAGGCACUAUUGCCGCACCAUUAUUACGAUUUAAUCGCGUGCACGAGUAGUGGGUCUAUCACAGGCACUGCGUGGGGCAUCAAGCAAUGGUCUUUAUCGUAUUGUAUCGACAUGUUUCUUUCAACUGCUGAGCACGUAUUCGCCAAAAAGAGGGGUAUCAGAGCUCGAGUGAAGAGAUGGUGGCGUCUCUAUCGAGUUGGAGCUCAGUACGAUAUUGACCAACUCUGUCAAGUCUUAAGAGACCAAUUUGGGGACGUUACGUUGCGAGGGAUGCCUCUCGACACUCAAGAGUGUUCCGUACGUGUAGCGAUUCCGACCACAACAUUUGAUUCAAAACUUUGCCUGUACCGUUCUUACGGGGAUUGUCUCUGCGAGGGGAAGUGUAGCGAGCAUAUUGCACGGGACCGGGAAGAUCCCCUUUGUUGGCAAGCAAUUGCAACCAGCUGCGCUGCUCCGCUGAUGUUCGAACCCCUAAACGAAAAGCUCGACGGUCUUUUUGUCGCCAACAAUCCGGCCUGGAUUGCGAUGAUGGAAAUUAAUGACCUUUCCCUUCUAGUCACGCGAAUGUUAGACUUCCAUGUGAGUUUCGGAACGGGCCGAUUGUUGGCCGCAGAUCAGGGUGGUUCUCACAACUGGACGAAGUAUCUUUUCCCAGAAUGGAUCCGGCGAGUGAAGUCUUGUGUCCGCGCCGCUGUGGACGCAGACGCUAUGUAUGAAAAAUUCUGGAACACCCUCGACAAGGCCGAACAAGAUGGUAAGCAUUAUCGAAUAGAUCCUGAAAUCGCCACGCAGUCACUUGCACCGGACGACCCUACCGCGCUCUCAGAGCUCGAGACAGAAACAAUGCGCUUGCCUAAACUACGUUGA